This is a messenger RNA of Fomitiporia mediterranea MF3/22, 1212 nucleotides long. Its product is annotated as PIN domain-like protein. Gene Ontology annotation, cellular component: cytoplasm; nucleus. The record is from RefSeq and is a predicted model, not a curated record. Lineage: Eukaryota; Fungi; Basidiomycota; Agaricomycetes; Hymenochaetales; Hymenochaetaceae. Gene Ontology annotation, molecular function: 5'-flap endonuclease activity; 5'-3' exonuclease activity; DNA binding. The coding region runs from base 1 to 1212 and encodes 403 amino acids. The transcript has 9 exons.
AUGGGUAUCAAAGGUCUUACUGCUCUUAUUUCUCAGCAUGCGCCAAAGGCGAUUGCAGAACAUGACAUCAAGACACUCUUUGGGCGUAAAGUUGCCAUCGACGCGUCGAUGUCGAUAUACCAGUUCCUCAUUGCUGUCCGGCAGAAGGACGGAGAGCUCUUGACAAACGAGUCUGGGGAGACGACAAGUCAUUUAAUGGGAUUUUUCUAUCGCACAAUUCGAAUUGUGGAAAAUGGGAUUAAACCUGCGUACGUCUUCGAUGGCAAGCCACCAGACUUGAAGUCCGGAGUCCUCGCAAAACGGUUUGAGAGGAGAGAAGAGGCUAAGGAGGAAGGUGAAGAGGCAAAAGAGACCGGAACGGCAGAAGAUAUGGAACGCUUCACCAGAAGACAAGUCAAAGUGACGAAAGAGCACAACGAGGAAUGUCGGAAGUUGUUAGGUCUUAUGGGGAUACCCGUUGUAGUUGCGCCGUCAGAAGCAGAAGCGCAAUGUGCAGAACUAGCACGGGGAGGAAAGGUAUACGCUGCAGGCUCUGAAGACAUGGACACCUUAACUUUUAAUGCACCCAUCCUCUAUCGACAUCUAACUUUCUCCGAGGCCAAGAAGCAACCUAUUAGCGAGAUCAAUCUUCAGAAGGCUCUCGAAGGAUUAGAGAUGAAUAUGUCACAGUUUAUCGACCUUUGUAUUCUCCUUGGUUGUGAUUAUCUAGAGCCGAUAAAAGGUAUUGGUCCCAAGUCAGCACUUAAACUUGUUCGUGACUAUGGUGACCUUGGUGCUGUCAUCGAACACUUGCGAGAAAAAACGGCUGCAAAAGAGGAGGCAGCGGAAGAGGGAAAGAAGAAAAAGGGUGGUAUUCAAGUACCCGAUGAAUGGCCUUGGGAAGAAGCGAAGAAAGUAUUUGAGCAACCUGAUGUAAUACCGGCAGAGAAAGUCGAUCUCGAAUGGAAAGCACCUGACGUGGACGGGCUAGUACAGUUCCUCGUCACUGAAAAGGGCUUCAACGAGGAACGUGUACGAAAAGGAGCAGAAAAGCUUGCGAAGUACUUGAAUGCGAAACAACAAGGACGGCUAGACGGAUUCUUCACCGUGUCACAGAAGCCUCCACCAGGAAAGGGUGACAAGAGCAAGGAAAAAGUGGCAGGUAAAGGGAAGGGUGGGAAGCGAAAGGCAGAUGAGAAGGAUGGUCCCUCAGGGAAGAAAAAGAAGACGUAG